AUGUUAAAGGGGCACCUCGUUUUGAUUUUUCAAAAUUCUGAAAUAGUUGAUAUUACCAGGGUAGGGAUCAGAUCAAGACGUAGGCUAAUUUCCGCUCGGUGCGUACAAUCUAUAAACCUUCUCGAACAAAGCUCGGAUAAAGCACUCUCCAUAGAAAUUUUUUUUCAACGCUCGAGAAAGUAUAUACAUCUUUCAAAAUUAAGUGAACUAUUUGAAAUGUAUCUGACCACUAGACCUCGAAGUACUUUUUGCUACAAUCAAUUUUUCGAGCCGUUGUUCAGCAGCGAAAGCGUAACUGCAUAUAGUGCUCACCGUGGUCCAACCGUUGAUACCAGUGUGUCAAGCUCUCAUGAACCCUUGCCUUCGAAAAAUCUCGAUUUGUCUACAUUUCGGGUCAUAAAUGCAAGAUCAAGAACAGUUAUGAUAAAGCCCAAGAAUCAGUAUCUGACUUUUUGA
This is a messenger RNA of Lachancea mirantina, 456 nucleotides long. The record is from the annotation of a GenBank genome assembly. NCBI's taxonomy places the organism in Eukaryota, Fungi, Ascomycota, Saccharomycetes, Saccharomycetales, Saccharomycetaceae.